Molecule: messenger RNA, 1096 nt
Organism: Haliaeetus leucocephalus (bald eagle)
Lineage: Eukaryota; Metazoa; Chordata; Aves; Accipitriformes; Accipitridae
Gene: ARPC4
Product: actin related protein 2/3 complex, subunit 4, 20kDa
Exons: 5
Coding region: 183-695 (170 amino acids)
Biological process (GO): actin filament polymerization; Arp2/3 complex-mediated actin nucleation
Cellular component (GO): Arp2/3 protein complex; actin cytoskeleton
Molecular function (GO): actin filament binding
Source: RefSeq, a predicted model, not a curated record
CUCUCCACCGCCGUCGUCUCCUCCUCUGUGCCGCGGCGAGCCUUCGCCGCCGUCGCCCGAGCCCUCGGCUCGAGGCAGGAGCCUCCCAUCUCCCCCUCUCCCGCCGCAGUGGGAGGUCCCACGCAUCCCGGAAGAGAGGACCGGCCACUUCCGCCUGCCGGGACCAGACCAUAGCCGCCACCAUGACCGCCACGCUGCGCCCGUACCUGAACGCGGUGCGCGCCACGCUGCAGGCCGCGCUGUGCCUGGAGAACUUCUCCUCGCAGGUGGUGGAGCGGCACAACAAGCCCGAGGUGGAAGUCAGGAGCAGCAAAGAGCUGCUGUUGCAGCCCGUGAUCAUCAGCAGGAACGAGAAGGAGAAGGUCCUCAUCGAGGGCUCCAUUAACUCUGUGCGCGUCAGCAUCGCCGUGAAGCAGGCUGAUGAAAUUGAGAAGAUUUUGUGCCACAAAUUCAUGCGCUUCAUGAUGAUGAGGGCCGAGAACUUCUUCAUCCUGCGCAGGAAGCCUGUGGAGGGCUACGACAUCAGCUUCUUGAUCACAAACUUCCACACGGAGCAGAUGUACAAGCACAAGCUGGUGGACUUUGUUAUCCACUUCAUGGAGGAGAUCGACAAGGAGAUCAGUGAGAUGAAGCUCUCUGUCAAUGCCAGGGCCCGCAUCGUGGCAGAGGAGUUCCUCAAGAAUGUGAGGCUCUGAACCGGGAGGAGAUGGGUCCCUUAUUUUGGGAGCAGGUUCAUGGGGCUCAAAGCCAGUGUGGCCCUUGUGCCCAGAGCCCCCCCAUCCCGUCUGCGGGAACAGUUGGGACGCUCUACCCAGGGAACCUCUCCAGGAUGGGGGGGAGGAUGCCCAGGGGUGCAUGUACCCCCUUUGCUUGUGAAGUGCCAGCUUUAAGACCCCCCAGAGCACACUUGGGGGCAGGCAGCAGUCAUGGGGGAUGUGGCCCUUUCGGUGGCUGCUGCGAUGGGACGCACGGUGCCCGGGAGAAGCUGAGCGUGGAUAUCCGUGAGCGGCAGCUGCCCUCGGCCUCCCUCCCCGCUGACAGGGAAGGCUGGUCAGGGCCGGAGGAGCGCCCGCAGGCAGGUACUGACGGCCACUUG